This is a messenger RNA of Tetranychus urticae (two-spotted spider mite), 1774 nucleotides long. NCBI's taxonomy places the organism in Eukaryota, Metazoa, Arthropoda, Arachnida, Trombidiformes, Tetranychidae. The record is from RefSeq and is a predicted model, not a curated record.
AUAUCACGUUUUUGAUUCAGUUUAGAAGAAGUUUCAUGUUCAAUGAGUUUGUUCAAAAUUCAGUUUAAGUAAAAAUUAUUUAAAUUUAUUAUUAUUAAUUGUGGAACUAUUUUUUGUUAAUUGUGUUGAACAUUAUUUAUUGUUACUUCCUCCAUGGCAAUUUUCGGGGAUAUUGCUACUAUUCGGACUUGUAUUGAGCCAUUCACAUGUAUAUUUCCUUCUCUUACACCGUAUGGACAGGAUAAAAUUAUUUUCAGUGAAAGUAAACAUCUUGCUGUACUCUAUGAUUUGAAUACAUGCUUACCAAUUAAGUGUUGGACUUUCAGUGAACUAGACUCGCUAGUUGCACCUCUAAUUUAUGACCAUGUAAACGAAAAAUUUGUUGCUGUUAAACAAUUGAAAGUAGCUUUAUAUAAAUGCGACUCUGAGGAUGAUCUUGUUCAAGUUAGGCUUGGUAAAUCAAUUCAUUGCUUACUCGCCAGUCCUAUCAAAGAGUCUUUAGUUCUAUUUAAAAAUGGGUUUGUUCGACCGUUGGGUUCAGUAAUUGCCGAAAAGGGAAAAUUUCCCGGAGAUGGUAUCAUUCCAGAAAGCGAGGAAAUAAUAAAAACUACCAUUAAUCAAUUUAAUCCAGAAUCAUCUUGGGUUGCUCUAUUAACUAAAACUCAAAAUUGUUUCAAUAAACUUUAUAUGAUCAAAGCAGAUUUUAUUAAUGGACUGGGAAAUUUUGAUGCCAAGUACACAGUAAAACAAAAUUACAAAUGUUUAACAAUGACAAAAAGUGGGAAACCUAUUGGUUUAACCGAAAAUGGAAACAUCCAUCUUCUUGAUAUUGAUGGCGACCAACUUCUGCUAUCUCUACGUGAUUCCAUCACAAUAAGUGCACUUUGUUUACCUGAGGAAGAUACACUAGCCGUUGUUGUUCGAGAAGGGGAAACUUAUUCAUUGAAAAUAGUUAAUUUGAAAUUUAAAGUUAUCACUAGCCAAUUACCUCUAGACAUUGUACCUAUACCUGAUUUUAUAUCCCAAUCAAAUGGAAAACUCUUCAUCGCCAGCCCAAAAGCAAUGUUGUGCAUACAAUAUGAAAUCAAGCCCGCUACUUUGGCUAGCGUCAUGGGGAAAAAUUUCGUUCCAAAUAACAAAAGCUGUAAACAGCAGCCUUCUUCUGACCAUAUCUUUCUCGAUUCAUCGACAGAUAUCAAAAUAACUACACUAUUAACUGAUGGCAUUACCUUGACUGAACUAAAGAAAUUAUUACCUAAACCUGAUGAAAUUUUAUCAGAAAGGGCUAUCUUUUCUGCUCUGGCAACUAUUCUGAAAGCGAAAUGUUUUUCGCCUCAAGAUACUAUGUGCAAAGAACUUUUAAAUUCUAUCAUCUCUCGCCCAUUCAAUCAUAACUUCAUGGUUUCUGUUGUAAAAUCAACUAAUUUAAGUGCUGACCAAUUUGUCCAAAUUAUCGACAUCCUGAUUGAAAUGCUGCAAAUAGAUAAUGGCUUUAUAAUUGAUUGGUUAAUCGUCAUCUUGGACGCAUGUUUAAAACUUCUGUUAUUCACUAAAAGUGAUGUUAUCAAAAAUACUCUUAAGAAAUUGGACGACAAACUAAUUAUGAUGGAAGAGUCGCUGGAAAAAUGUCACGAAAUAUCCACACUAUUGGAUGAUUUAUUAACUUCUAAGACUAAAUUAUCUAAUAACUCUAUGUAUAAUGGUAUAAAACAUGAUAAAUAUUGUAUCGAGGUUCUUGAGUUAUAAUAUAUUUUUUCCAUGUACACUAUUCAAA